This is a messenger RNA of Rhodofomes roseus, 3139 nucleotides long. RefSeq lists its product as uncharacterized. The record is from RefSeq and is a predicted model, not a curated record. Gene Ontology annotation, biological process: protein phosphorylation. The transcript has 6 exons. The coding region runs from base 248 to 2938 and encodes 896 amino acids. Lineage: Eukaryota; Fungi; Basidiomycota; Agaricomycetes; Polyporales; Fomitopsidaceae. Gene Ontology annotation, molecular function: protein kinase activity.
UCCUCCCAACCUUCACCUGCGUCCACGCGACGAACUGGAUCACUGCACAGCCACGUCGAGCUUACGAAGACCCGUCUUGCCUACCAUAUUCGUCGGACAAAGGACAAAGCAGACACCGCCUCUGGGUCUCGACUCACCGACACGCAUCCAUUUCGGGCUUAUAGCAACGGGUUCGAUCACAGCCUAGCAGAAGUUCCCAAAGAAGGAUACUCCCUUGUGCAUUGUCCAACGUAUAUAAACCGCAGCGAUGUCGCCUCGAACGUCCGUGUCCUCGUCUUCUCAGUCCUCCGGGUCCUGCACUGGAGGAUCUAGCGGUUCUUCUGGUCGUCUCGGCUCACCUUCCUCAUCCGACAUGUACGGCACCAUGCGCUCUCGGAAAUCUGGCAAUGGAGUUGCCACGAAGGAGCAAGCCGUCGGGUCAAGCGAAGUGAACAAGGACUCUUGGGCCGCCGAAAUCAAUGGCAAAAUCAACGUAUUCGACAAGAGUCUGGUCGAGUUCUUCGACACCUAUGUUCCAUGCGAGGCCGCAUCUCGUGCCGCGCGCCCAUGGAACGACCCAGCGACUCCCUUCAAGACUGUCCCUACCACAGGACGGGAGACUGAGAUGUACCCGCAUAUCAUCAAGGGCCUUGAAAGCAUAGUGCGCAAAUUCAAGCCCGCGCGCAGACCUCGGUUUGCCAACGGCAGCAAACGCGCUUUGCGGUUUCCCUACUCGGCAUGGGAAGACGAACACAAUUAUACAUUGCCAGACAUUCUCAUGUCGUUUCCCGCCGAGGCCGAUGCAGACUGGCACUUGAACUGGCGUCGGAUUGCGAUGGCCAUCGAAGUGAAGCCGACAAAACGCGAGGAUCCGAUCGGGCUGCGCGGUGUGAAGUACGGCAAGGAGGCAACAGGCGUACUCACGCAGAUCGCGAAGAGUGCGCGGAACCUCAUGCUGACGCAUGGGAUGCUCUACGUCUACAUCGUUGGUAUCUACUGUGACACGGCUAGGAUCUACCGGUUCGACCAUGCGGCAUGCGUCGUCUCAAGGGCGUUCAACUACAAGACGGAUCCAUCGCCUCUCCACGAAUUGCUCUGGCGUUUCUGCCACCAUCGGGAACACAACAGGGGCCGAGCCAACGCACCCCUCGUUCAUAUGGUUCUCGGCGCGGAUCCGUCACUUCAGCCGGCCACGGAGGAGGAAGUCCAGCUGGCCAACGAGAGGUGCGUGGAGGCAGGGAAGAAUCGCCUUACGGAGGAAGAGAAGUCGGCGUGUCGGUGGAUGACGGUGAUAAGGUACAACAAAGACGGCUCGGAGGCAGGGACGACGAGGUACCUGCUCUACCGACUCCGUUUCAUGAAUCCUCGGCUGUUCUCGCGUUCGACGGCGGUCUGGGACGCAUUCGAGGAAGGGACGUGGGAGCCCCUCGUGAUCAAGGAGGCCUGGAGGCAACUCGCUCGUGACCGGGAAGACGCGCUAUACGAUCGCCUGCGGCAUGCAUUCGACCCUCAAAAUCGACCGUGGUGGGCGAACGUCGCCGACUACGUUUUCCUGCACCGCAACGACGAGGACAAACCGACGUUGCCGGACGGCGGUUUCAAACUGGAUGACCAAGGCUGCCCCAUACACUCGGAAGACUUUGAUGAACUCGAAGCGGAGGCUGAACUCGAUGCUGCCGCCUCAGAGCUGUAUGGGCUUCCGAGCGUGACGUUUUCGGAUGACCUCGGUGCGCGCGCGGCGGCCAAGCUCCUUUCAAAGCAGAGCGACUCACCACCGGAGGCAAGCGACGAGGCCAUAGACGCCCUUGCUAGCGGCGUGGACCACCCGCCUGCGUACGAUGUGUAUCACCGUACAAUCUGUGGCUGGUUAAGAAAUGCGAACAAGGCCAAGUACAACGAACGAAGCCACACGCGGGUCGUGAUGAAGACGACCGGUCGGCCUCUAUCUGAAUUCAGGUCAACAAGAGAGCUUGUGAUGGCACUACGAGACGUUGUUAUUGGGCAUCGACAGUUGUUUCAGCAAGGUAUCAUACACCGGGACAUAAGUGAAGGCAAUGUCAUGAUCCUCGACGGAUGGAUCCCUGUUUUCGUUGGCUUCCUGCUCGACCUCGAUUACGCAUUCGACUGGAAGACAGCACUCAUGUAUGCGGGCUACGAUCGGAUCGAUGAGGUCACUUGGAAACGAUUUGUCGAGGAAUACGACAAGAACCUACCUCAUAUCAAACGCCCCGCACCACCAGAGAAGGAAAUACCUGUCCUCAUUGACAAGAAAAGGGACGGAAAGUUGAAAAACAAGGCCGAGCGGGAGAAAUGGACGAUAAAGAUGAAAAUGAAGGAACGAACUGGAACUCUGCUCUACAUGGCCAUCGAAAUCCUGUGCAGCUACGUUGCCCACGACGUUCGCCACGACCUGGAGUCUGUAUUUUGGCUCUUGCUGUGCAUGGUGGUGCGGCACACAAUUCAUACGAGCUACCCUGCGUACGAGCUGUACUUGGACAUCUUUGACGCGCACACCGAACGGGCAAGUGCGAAGAGCAAGCGAUCCUUUCUGGCCGGGCCCAUGGACUGGGAGGUCGAAGGCAACAAGCCGCUAACUACCCUCAUUCGCAAGUACAAGGUCCUCUGUCUUCGGAACACACCACGGGAGGAGUCUUCGAACAUUACUCCUCUGACCUACGAGAGCGUCUUGGACUUGUUCGAUGAAGCCCUGGCGGAUACGUCCUGGCCGAAGAAUGACCGUGCUCUUCCGUUUAAGAUUCCGUGCGAUAGCAAUGACUCUUCCGCAGGCAGCCAGACAAGUCGCGGCAAGAAACGUACCAGGGACGAGGAGGCGAGGACUGAUGAUGUGGAGGGUGACCCAUGGAGGCUGCCUCAACAUGCGUCGAAGAAAGCAAUGGUGAGGAGUCCCUUGGGCAUUGACACUGGCAGUUCCGAGUCGGAAGGCAGUGUUUCAAGCUAGGUGGUAUGUGCGCAGCGUCGUGUUGUACGAGUAUCGUCGGGUCGUCUGUUCACCGUUUCAAUCUCGGACAUUUUCCCUCAUAUUUAAUCAUGUACCGACUGAGACACGCUUUGAGCCGUCUUUUUUGUAGCCUCGGAUUGUAUUUAUCAUAUGCUGACUUUCGUCGCGUUGCAAUGUAAUUCCCGUUCGUUCAUGUGUGAA